Molecule: messenger RNA, 1013 nt
Organism: Dothidotthia symphoricarpi CBS 119687
Lineage: Eukaryota; Fungi; Ascomycota; Dothideomycetes; Pleosporales; Dothidotthiaceae
Exons: 4
Coding region: 107-664 (185 amino acids)
Source: RefSeq, a predicted model, not a curated record
AAAGGGACAUAGGCUACAUGCUAGUCGUACGGGAUAUACCAGAUCAAGAAUCAACUUUUCUUCUUUGAACGCAAUUUCUCCACCACAAGUGAAGUAAAAUUGUAGUAUGGUUGUAUUGCUUGUGACUACCAGUCGCAUCAGCAGCGCAACAAUACUCGUUUCCAUGCACGUGUCCACAACGUCAGGUGAUGAGGCGUGUCCUUGUGUUGAACGCUCGUACCCUGAAUGGGAUUCCAUAAAGGCAACGUGGGUGGCAGUGCUAUCCGCGAUUCCCAGUCAAUUGGGGCGACCCGUGGUUUGUCGAUCCAAACUCGAGAAAUCUCAAUAUCUAGCGUCAAAGGCUUGGUCGGGCUCUGUCUCCUCCCAGUGCGUACACAGGUUCUCCCUAAACAUCAUUUUGGUGUUUCUCACGAGCCUCUUUGGUCAACUGCCCUCAUCAAGUGCCUAUCCAAUCUCUCGGUCAACCGCAAAAUCGGGAAUUGUUAAGCUGUUGUAUGAUUUCGCUGCACCCUGGUUCCUGGUAUUUCGAUUGGUCGAGAGCCAAUCUCAACGAAGCCGUGUAAGAACUAUCGACCCCAAGUUCAAGAUCACACGUGUAUAUGACAUGGAGUCAGACAAGGUCAGUUGGUUCCUUGACUGGCCUAUAUCGCCGAGACCCGGAUAGAUAGAAGUCCCGCACGAUGGACAGAAUUCGCAGGGUCCAGCAUCUAUGAUAAUGGCAAUGACGAAAAUUCAGGGUCAUGUGCAUUGGGGACGGCAUCACUCAGAGUGGCUCAGCACUGUAUUGGCUGGUAUUGAGCGUUCUAAAUCCGUCGCUGUGCACAGUUUCUAAGGGCCGUAGGAACUGGAGCGCAUCGCGAAGUACACAAAGUUUCGUUCCAAACUCCUACAAUCCUGAUAUUCGCGAGACACAACCACAUCAAAUUGUUGAAGGAAACACAUUGGACCUCGAGUGUUGCUCUUCACGUCUGCGCGUGCCUAAAACAUGUACACGAAAUCAUAGCAAAUCAAGG